UGUGACAAGUGACACACACUAUUACCCUAAUCACAUUAUCUCUGUGAUUCACUCUUUCAGAGCUUGAUCUGUACGCAAUGGCCGGAAAAGGAGAGGGAGAGGGACCGGCGAUCGGAAUCGACCUCGGCACCACCUACUCUUGCGUUGGAGUGUGGCAGCAUGACCGUGUUGAGAUCAUAGCUAACGAUCAGGGGAACCGAACGACGCCGUCUUAUGUGGCGUUCACUGACACCGAGCGUUUGAUCGGCGACGCAGCUAAGAACCAGGUCGCCAUGAACCCUAUCAACACCGUCUUCGAUGCUAAGAGAUUGAUUGGUAGGAGGUUUAGCGACUCCACUGUUCAGGGUGACAUGAAGCUAUGGCCUUUCAAGGUCAUUGCUGGCCCUAGUGACAAACCAAUAAUUGGUGUUAGUUAUAAAGCAGAGGACAAACAGUUUGCUGCGGAAGAGAUUUCGUCUAUGGUUCUCAUUAAGAUGAGGGAGAUUGCAGAAGCUUAUCUCGGCUCAACAAUCAAGAAUGCAGUUGUGACUGUGCCUGCUUACUUCAAUGACUCUCAGAGACAGGCUACAAAGGAUGCUGGGGUCAUUGCCGGCCUUAAUGUAAUGCGAAUCAUCAACGAGCCUACGGCUGCAGCCAUUGCAUAUGGUCUUGACAAGAAGGCAACCAGUGUUGGGGAGAAGAAUGUGUUGAUUUUCGAUCUUGGUGGAGGUACUUUUGAUGUGUCCCUACUUACCAUUGAAGAAGGGAUCUUUGAGGUGAAGUCUACUGCCGGAGACACUCAUUUGGGUGGAGAGGAUUUUGAUAAUAGAAUGGUGAACCACUUUGUUCAAGAGUUCAAGAGGAAGAACAAAAAGGACAUCAGUGGGAAUCCAAGAGCUCUUAGGAGGUUGAGGACAUCAUGUGAAAGAGCAAAGAGGACUCUCUCAUCCACUGCUCAGACUACCAUUGAGAUUGACUCCCUGUUUGAGGGUAUCGACUUCUACUCCACCAUUACUCGGGCUAGAUUUGAAGAGCUUAACAUGGAUCUGUUUCGGAAGUGUAUGGAGCCUGUGGAGAAGUGUCUGAGAGAUGCAAAGAUGGACAAGAGUACUGUCCACGAUGUUGUCCUUGUGGGUGGUUCUACUAGAAUUCCCAAAGUCCAGCAGUUGUUGCAAGACUUCUUCAAUGGAAAAGAACUCUGCAAAAGCAUUAACCCCGACGAAGCUGUUGCUUAUGGAGCUGCUGUGCAGGCUGCUAUAUUGAGUGGUGAAGGUAAUGAGAAGGUGCAGGACCUAUUACUUCUUGAUGUGACUCCCCUUUCCUUGGGUUUGGAAACAGCUGGAGGUGUGAUGACUGUGUUGAUUCCCAGGAAUACAACCAUUCCAACCAAGAAAGAGCAAGUGUUCUCUACUUAUUCAGAUAACCAGCCUGGUGUCUUGAUCCAGGUGUACGAGGGUGAGCGGACAAGGACUCGUGACAACAAUUUGCUCGGUAAGUUUGAGCUUUCUGGCAUUCCUCCAGCUCCUAGAGGAGUUCCUCAGAUUACUGUUUGCUUUGACAUCGAUGCCAAUGGCAUUCUCAAUGUGUCCGCUGAGGAUAAGACCACAGGGCAGAAGAACAAGAUUACUAUUACCAAUGACAAAGGAAGGCUGUCCAAGGAGGAUAUUGAGAAGAUGGUCCAAGAGGCUGAGAAGUACAAAUCAGAAGACGAGGAGCACAAGAAGAAGGUCGAGGCUAAGAAUGCUCUUGAGAACUACUCUUACAACAUGAGGAACACCAUCAAAGAUGACAAGAUUGCGUCAAAGAUUGAUCCAGCUGAUAAAAAGAAGAUUGAAGAUGCAAUUGAGCAGGCCAUUCAGUGGCUCGAUAAUAAUCAGCUAGCAGAGGCUGAUGAGUUCGAGGACAAGAUGAAGGAGCUCGAGAGUCUUUGCAACCCUAUCAUUGCCAAGAUGUACCAGGGUGGUGCUGCUCCUGACAUGGCUGGUGGAGCAGAUGCUGAUGUUCCUCCUUCCAGUGGAAGUGGUGCUGGUCCUAAGAUUGAAGAAGUCGACUAAGUUGUUUUCGUUC
Argentina anserina (silverweed cinquefoil) is the source of this 2046-nucleotide messenger RNA. RefSeq names its product heat shock cognate 70 kDa protein 2-like. The coding region runs from base 78 to 2033 and encodes 651 amino acids. The record is from RefSeq and is a predicted model, not a curated record. The transcript is spliced from 2 exons. Gene Ontology annotation, cellular component: cytoplasm. Lineage: Eukaryota; Viridiplantae; Streptophyta; Magnoliopsida; Rosales; Rosaceae. Gene Ontology annotation, molecular function: ATP binding; ATP-dependent protein folding chaperone.